Portunus trituberculatus (swimming crab) is the source of this 1621-nucleotide messenger RNA. It is a transcript of the gene ktub, whose product is annotated as tubby protein homolog. Gene Ontology annotation, biological process: protein localization to cilium. Gene Ontology annotation, cellular component: cilium. The coding region runs from base 80 to 1498 and encodes 472 amino acids. The record is from RefSeq and is a predicted model, not a curated record. Lineage: Eukaryota; Metazoa; Arthropoda; Malacostraca; Decapoda; Portunidae. The transcript is spliced from 8 exons.
UCGGGAGGAGGGAAACAGUGUGCAUCUAACCGGCCAGGUGGGAGGUUGUGUGUGUGUCCACCGCCUUCCGUGUGUGUGCAUGUGUCCGCCUGUCUCCGCCGCUGCCCUGGACCGUCCCGCCACCACCACCACGACCUCCGCUGUCCAGCCACGCCGCCCCCCUCCUGACGAGGCUGUCGCUUCUACCUCCUCUGCCGCCGUCGCUGCCCAAAGUGGUGGUGGAGCUCACGGUAGCGCCUCCACCUCGUCCGCCGCCUCGCCUCUUCUGCAGCAACGGCAUCCUCGCCACGCACAAACCUGUUGCAGCUGCUCAGCCAACACCAAGCAGAAAAAACGUUACGACGGCCCUCUUCAGUACGCCAUGACGGACGGCGCCAGUCCGGACGCGCCCACGACCACUGUACAGGUGCUACCAGUCGUGGGCCAGACCUCGGACUUUACUGACGAUGAAGAUGAUACGACGACCUCCGAGACAGAGAGGAAGUUAGCAGGGCUGCAGCUGAAGAGUUUCGUAGAUGGGGAUGAAGAAGACCAGGAGUCGACACCAAUCAUUCCCUCCACGUCACCGGUGUCCCCUGAUGAGCCACCCCAUGCUGUGGUGCUGCCCCAGGCCCACGCCUUCUCCAUCACCCAGCAGCAGGACCAGCAGAGUAUCAGGCCCAGCAGUGCAGAUUCAAUGGGAUCAAGUGAAGGGCCAAACUCCCUGGGUAAUGGAGCAGCAGUGGAGAGGUUUGUGCUGGAGCCAGCCAAGGAGGGCACACUGGUGAAGUGCCGCAUCUCUAGGGACAGGAAGGGCAUGGACAGGGGCCUCUUCCCUACCUACUUCCUGCACAUGGAGAGAGAUGAUGGCAAGAAGAUAUUCCUUCUAGCAGGACGCAAGCGAAAGAAGUCAGCAACUUCAAAUUAUUUAAUCUCAGCCGACCCCACUGACCUGUCCCGAGGCGGUGAGUCCUUCUGUGGGAAAUUAAGGUCAAACCUCCUUGGGACACAGUUCACCAUUUAUGAUGGAGGUGAGGGCCGCAAGAAGGCUCUGUCGUCCUCCACCACCACCGACAAGCAGGGGUCCAGACAGGAGCUGUGUGCCGUGAUCUAUGAAACCAACGUCUUAGGUUUCAAGGGUCCUCGGAAGAUGACAGUCAUACUGCCAGGGAUGACAGCUGACCAUCAGCGGGUUGACUUUCGUGCAAGUUCAGAGUCUGACAGCCUCAUAGAGCGUUGGAAAACCAAGAACAUGGAUCAGUUAAUAGAACUGUGCAACAAAACACCAGUGUGGAAUGAGGACACACAAAGCUACGUCCUCAACUUCCAUGGCCGUGUCACUCAGGCAUCUGUCAAAAACUUCCAGAUUGUCCAUGAGAGUGACACUGAGUACAUCAUCAUGCAGUUUGGCCGUGUGGCAGAGGAUGUGUUCACCAUGGACUACCGGUACCCCAUGUGUGCUCUUCAGGCCUUUGGAAUUGCCCUCUCCUCCUUUGACUCUAAGCUAGCGUGUGAAUAGUGCAGCUGGUAGUCUAGUUAGAUAUCUCCUUCUAUGGUAAGAACGAAGUGCUACAUAUUCUUGUUUAGAUAAAGAAUAAGAUUAAGAGAAAAGAAAAGAAAAAUUAAGAAAAGGAAUAUACAG